GCCAUCUCAGUGGGUUUAGGUUCAGAAUAUAUAUUAGUAAGUUGAUGAAUGGUUUUACGUAGUAAUUAGAUUGUAUACAUAGUAUUAUCAUUAAUGGAUUUUUAUUUAAGACGAGGAAAUAAGGCUUUAGGUUGUAUUUUGUAUUCUAAUUCGAUCAUUAAAGUAUUAAAUUUUUAUAUCUUUUUUUUAAAAAAUUAUAUUAUGGCAGACGUUCAAACAUAAAGAGCUUUCUAAAAAUAAGAGGGAAUUUUCUAAAACUCAAAGAAAUUGUUAGCUAAGAAAACAUCAAAAGGAGUUAGAUAUUGGAAAGAAGUCGGUCUUGGUUUCAAAGUACCAAAGGAAGCAAUAGAGGGUCACUAUAUUGAUAAGAAAUGUCCUUUUACAGGAAAUGUUAGUGUGAGAGGAGCAAUAUUAAAGUAAAUAAAAGUUAAUAGAGAAUAGAGGCAUAGUAAUUUCAACAAAGAUGACCAGAACAAUAAUCAUUAGAAGAGAUUAUUUACACUAUGUUGCCAAAUAUAAUAGAUAUGAAAAGAGACAUAGAAAUGUUCCAGUUCACAUUUCACCAGCUUUUGGACCAGUUAAGGAAGGAGAUAUUGUUGUUUGUGGAUAAUGCAGGUAGAAUUUAAAUAAUAAAUAAUAAGACCAUUAUCAAAGACAGUUAGAUUCAAUGUUUUGAAAGUUAUUCCAAAUGAAAUCAUUGGUAAUGUUAGAAAACAAUUUGUUUUAUUCUGAUUCAAAUUACAUUUGCAUACAUAUAGUACAAU
Messenger RNA from Paramecium sonneborni, 764 nucleotides. NCBI's taxonomy places the organism in Eukaryota, Ciliophora, Oligohymenophorea, Peniculida, Parameciidae. The record is from the annotation of a GenBank genome assembly.